AUGAUUAAGUCUUCAAUUCAAGGUAUUCAAGCGGACGAACCUACGGAUCUGCUCCCAUCUGCCUUGAAGGAAUACGAGGCCCGGGCCAUCAAACGAGAAAAAGCAUUUGAGGGCAGGAUUUUAAGCAGUGUUGCAUCCCUCAGCUCCACCAUGAAGGCCAACAUCGCUGGCCUCAAAACCGACGUGGCCACCGUGAAGACUGACAUCGCCGCCACAAAGACCGACAUCGCUGGCCUCAAAGCAGAUGUGGCCGUCAUGAAGACCGACAUCGCUGGCCUCAAAACCGAUGUGGCCACCGUGAAGACUGACAUUGCCGCCAUGAAGACCGACAUCGCUGGCCUCAAAACCGAUGUGGCCACCGUGAAGACUGACAUUGCCGCCAUGAAGACCGACAUCGCUGGCCUCAAAACCGAUGUGGCCACCGUGAAGACUGACAUCGCCGCCAUGAAGACCGACAUCGCUGGCCUCAAAGCAGAUGUGGCUGUCAUGAAGCCGUUGCUCAAACGCCUUGAACAGAUCAUCAUAUCCACCGGUCACUCCUAUAUCUCAGUCAAACAGCCAAUCAUCCCCGACGACGAGCUAGGGAGACCAGGGCCAGUCAACCCAAAACAAGCUUCACAACGGGCUUCAAGGUCCAACAGAGGCUGA
Molecule: messenger RNA, 648 nt
Organism: Puccinia triticina
Lineage: Eukaryota; Fungi; Basidiomycota; Pucciniomycetes; Pucciniales; Pucciniaceae
Exons: 2
Coding region: 1-648 (215 amino acids)
Source: RefSeq, a predicted model, not a curated record